AAGGGGCGGUUUUAUCCUGCGGGUAUCCACACGAUUGAAUAAGGCAACUAUCUCUUUUUUGGGAUUGGACGACUUUUCACUUUUCUCCACCCACAGAUUUUUUGUAAGAUUAACACUGGCUGUGGACCGAGUCACUCAAAACCGAACGGGUUGCUAUGGGCAUCGAUUUAUGAAGGCAGAGGGAUUUGAUUUUAGAGGUUACGUUCAUUUAAGAAUUUACACUCACUUAUAUUUGACAAAUUCACGAAUUUCAAACGAAACUACGAAACCAUGGCACAGAAGAAAAAUGCACGAGGGCACGGUCUGAAAAAAGGACCAGAGGCUAAACAGCAAUCGAACAAGAAUGGGAAGAAGUCAGAUGGAGCGGGGGCUACCUCGUUCUUUACCUGGUUCAUGGUGUUGGCUCUCCUUGGUGUCUGGACCUCAGUAGCAGUUGUCUACUUUGACCUGGUUGACUAUCAAGGCGUCAUUGCCAAGGCAAAGGACUUUCACCAUAAUCUUUCAGAGGUUUUAAAAGGCAAACUUGUUUCCUAUGAUGCUGAUGGUGAUGGUGACUUUGAUGUGGAGGACGCUAAAGUGCUGCUAGGACUGAAAGAUAAGGUUACUGCUGUGGAGGAGCCAGCUAAAGAAGAAGCACAAGCAGCACCUGUGGAGCAAGUGCCUGAGCCAGAACCUGUUGAGGAGACACAGCCCACAGAAGAGGAGGCAGUUCCAGAGCCAGGGCCAUUAGAGGUGGAACCUGAACAAGUGGAUGUGCAGCCGCCAGAAGUUGUAGAAGAUGAGCCUGAGGUUCUAGAAGAGGAGCAAGAGAUUAUUGAAGAGGAAGUAGAGGUUCCAGAGGAAGAACCUAUAGUCCUGGAGGAGGAACCAGAGCUUACAGAGGAGCCUGAAGCAGAGGCUGUGGAGGCGGCUCCAGUGGAGUUGGAAGUAGAAGCUGCUCCUGAGGUAGUGGCGGAGGAGGCAACUGAAGAGUCCGCUCCAGUUGAAGAGGCUGAUGCUGUUGAGGAGCCAGUGGAAGAACCAGUUGAAGAGGCAGAAUCCACUGAUGAAGCUGUUGAAGAACCAGAGGAGGAGGCCACACAUGAAGAGGAGGAGGCCGCGCCGGUAGAGGAGGAGGCCGCGCCGGUAGAGGAGGAGGCCGCGCCGGUAGAGGAGGAGGCCGCGCCGGUAGAGGAGGAGGCGGCCGCGCCGGUAGAGGAGGAGGAGGCCGCGCCGGUAGAGGAGGAGGAGGCCGCGCCGGUGGAGGAGGAGGCCGCGCCCGUGGAGGAGGAAGUUGCACCAGCAGAGGAGGAGGCAGUAACCGAUCAAGCUGUUGAGCAAGCUGAACCAGUUGAAGCUAUUGAGAAGGACGCACCUAUAGAAGAUGCCAUAGAAUUGCCCACAGAUGAAGAGUCUGUUGGUGAAGAGUUUUCUGAAGAAGAGGCAGAGGCCGACCAAACAGAGGACACAGCAGAAGAUCUGGCUCAAGAGGAGGCCUUUGUGCCUGAUUCUGAACUUACAGAGGAAGCGGAGGAGGAGAUGGCAGAUGAGCCCCAAGAAGAAGUAUUGGAAGAGUUUCAGCCAGAGGAACAGCUUCAAGAUGAGCCCUCAGAAACGUAAAACUUGAGUGCCUGCUGAGGGUCAGAAAGCAUGAGGACCUGUCCACAUCACAUUCCACUGAACCUGAGCAGCUGCCCAUUCCCACCAUCAAAAAAACAAGAGGAAACUAGUGCUGUUAAAUUUUCUUUGAUACAUAAUUUCAAUACUAUUUUAGGGGGUGGCAUUUGUUUAUUUGAUAGCUCACAGUUCUGAGCUAAGUUUUCUUUCUUUUUUUUGAUUAGUUCUCUUUAGGUUGAGUUCAGUUUGCUGUAGAAUCUCCUAACAUCUUUUGCCAGGAACCAACAUUCCCCAUAGACCGUUUUUUAAUAUUUUCGUUGAAAGAGUUGUUUUAGCUUUUGUUUUCUUUCCUGUGUAUACGGCAGAGGUACAUGUUGCUUUGCUAUUUCCAUUCUUCACAUUAUCACUCAAAUGUAGUUCAGUGGUUAAAAAUCUUAAACUGAACGGUGUCUCACUUUGGAAUGUUAAAACCAAGGUUUGUCCAUUUUUAAUGUGAAGCUUCUAUGCAAAGCUGCACUGAUCUUCAGCAGUGAUGUUUUUGUAUUACCAGUAUAAACUGAGUCUACACUUCAUGUUAAUGCAUAUCAAAGGCAUGUUUAUGCUGGCAGGUUAACUUGGAUAUUUCUUCAGGUUUUCUGUGUAUGAGGGUGUAUGUAAAGGUUUGUGUGCAAGUGUGAGCAAAAUAUUUUGCUGAACAAUCAUUUCUAAGGUGUGUGUGUGUGUGUGUGUGGGUGGGAGAACGGGUGCGCGUGCGCGCGUGCUAAUAUGAGACACCAUUUUUCUCUGUGAUUUGAGUCUUACUUUUUCAUCACCCACUAGAUCCUCCUUAGACCUUUUCAAUACUGUAAGUUUGCUGUACAUACUGGGGAACUUAACACCGCUAGAUCUAGUUAAAUGUGCUCAUGGUCUUGUCAAGCUAUUGUAUUGGCAAUCAAAGAGCCCAUUAUCUGUAUUUUACCUCUUUUCAUCUGUUCUGACUCAAUGUACCUAUAUCUCUCAUGACCUGUUGAAGAUACCACUGCUCUGACUAAAGGUGGGUAUGUAAAUGAGACUCUUUACCAGUACCUCUUGUGUGGUGAAACUUUUAAAAGCUUUUAUGAUUUCAGCCACAGGCUGGGCCCAGCUGUGUGGUUUGAUACAAGCUUUGUGUGACUAAGUGUGGGAAAGUAGUAAAUCCAUGUGAAAUGUCUUUACAUGGUCAAUGGCAUAUGUUGAGGAUGACCUAACUAGGUAUGCAUUCAGGAGUGACUCAUCAUGUAUAAAUUAUCCUACAGUAAGACCAUGAGUUGACACCAUGAAUGUGCUGAUUGUAGACCAUUUCACCCCAUUGUGUCGUAAACACCUUCCCUGUGCAACAGAAGAUGAAUUGUUUGUCUUGUGUCUGUUAGUUUUGAUACUGCAUGUUUGCCUUUCUAAAAAUCCAAGAUAAACUAAAAGAAAUGCUGUCAAGAUUUAGAAGGGAAUGUGACAGCCCCGAGGCUCUAAAAUCUCUCCGGAAGUGUAACUACACUUAAUGUACUCUAAUGUGUUUGAAGUUUUCAAUGUCAGGUGUGUUUUAAAUUCACAUCGGGCUACUUCGAGAGACUAAUACUAUUUUGACCUCAAAAGUCUGUCUAGAAGGAAACUCAACAUGUCUAAUCUCUAUGCUGGCCCCUGAAGUAUUUUUGCUGUGGUUUCAGCUGUGCUCUCCCCCUUGUGUUAGCAUUUUGUGUACAUUGUGUUUGUAUGGGGCCUGCCAGAAUAAAUGUUGUCUGUGUGAUAGACUUAAGGAACUAAUGCAUUGCAAAAUCUCUUCCGAGGAAUUAGACAGCGGAUUCAUAACAAGACAAGAAGAUUAAACAAUUUUUAGGAAUUUUCUGUUUUUUUAUCUUGCUCUUAUCUUUUCUACUCAACACUUUUGGAAGUCUGUGAAUUUUUAAUGUGGUGUUUAAUUUUACACAAGACAAAGAUGGGUCUGUUUUAGAUUUUUAAACUUUUGGGGCAAAGAUUUUCCAUUUAAUUGUAAAGAAAACAAAGUGUUAAUUUUUCAAAGCCAUAUGUGAAAAGGUGGUGUUGAGCAGCUUAGAAUGGAUAAUUCUACAAGGGAAACGCAUUACAAAACUAGCAAUAACGCAGUCUCAUAAGGACAUAAUUCUUUAUUGCAUAUUUGAACAGGAGUUUUACUCAAUAAGCUCCCUAUUUCCCUGUGUCAGAGGUUUACAAAGAAUCCUGCUGUAUAGGCUGACCAAUUUUAAGUUAUUGUGAAUUUUACAUUUUUGUCACAACUGUACAUUUCUGUUUGAGUACUGCAAUAAAGGUUUGGGACAACUGUU
This is a messenger RNA of Alosa sapidissima (American shad), 3908 nucleotides long. RefSeq names its product aspartate beta-hydroxylase (gene asph). The transcript has 12 exons. The coding region runs from base 271 to 1599 and encodes 442 amino acids. Gene Ontology annotation, molecular function: peptidyl-aspartic acid 3-dioxygenase activity. The record is from RefSeq and is a predicted model, not a curated record. Lineage: Eukaryota; Metazoa; Chordata; Actinopteri; Clupeiformes; Clupeidae. Gene Ontology annotation, biological process: peptidyl-aspartic acid hydroxylation. Gene Ontology annotation, cellular component: membrane; endoplasmic reticulum.